UGGUGGCGUGGGUUGCCGCCCCUUCCUUCCUGCUGUGGGCCAGGGGAGCCGCCGCCCUGAGUCCUCGAGGAAGGCGGGAGUGGGAAGUGGCCAGAGGCCUCCUCAGCACUGGGCAUAAGAGCUCCGACGCGGAGGUCGUGUCCCCCGCCACGUUUCUGGCGACCGCAGGCGCGGAUUCCUUGUCUUCCCUCCGCACUUUCCCCUCCGCGCGGACUGCCCCGAGACGCUUUUUCACUGGGCCUUGUCGCCAGCACCCGGCCUGGGGGGCGGGACGCGCCUUUUCAGGGCGGGGGUCCCCAGAGCGUUUUCCUGAGUUGAGGCGGAGGUGCACGGAAACUAAGUGGGUCCCACGUGGCCUGCUGGGAAGCGCAGCUCCUCCAGCCCGCUUCCGUGGAAUGGAAUGGUUUUUCUCUGCAGGUUUACACCGGGGCCACUGAAGAGCUGCUGCUGCCUCCUUAUGGGCAGAACCCCUGUAUGGGGGGAACGAGGAUGUGAUACGUAGAAGGGAAGGCAGGGUGUGCUGGAAAUCAGAGGAGAUUGCAAGAUGACAGGAAAAUAAUGAGGAAAAUGGCAGCAAAACUAAUUAAUUCAUGGGAAAAUACAAUUCCUAGGCGCUAUCCCAGGGUCAUGAAUUCUCCAGUGCAGGUGGGGAAGUAGGGUGAUAUUUGUGCCAAGUAAUUUCAUAGGACCGGAGGGCUCAUGUGACACCUGUGACCAUGACAAGUUCUGGAGUCCAGAAACUCGGGUAGCGUUUCUAGAACCCCGCACCCUUCACAUACUGACUGAAGCCCUGCUCUGGGGAGAGUGCCAUCACAGUACCAUGUGGCAUGCGAGUGUAGCGGUAAUACUCCCCGACUGAACCGCCAAACCGAGGGUUAGGCUGCUUAUUCUCGCCGCCCAAUAACCAGAUGCAGAUAAACUAGGAAAGAAGGGAGUUUAUUUAUGUAACCAGGUACAGGGAGAAGGCCUGGAAAAUAUCCCAGACCAACUCAGAAUUACGAAGUUUUCCAGAGCUUAUAUACCUUCCAAGCUACAUGUGUAUGUACGUGUAGUUGGUGACCACCUCUCCAGAUGCUGAGGUGCCUGUAUCAUUGGCACAGGCCAGUACUGAGCUGUAGGUGGAAUAGGUUGUGCCUUCUGAAGCAGUAUCUAUUUACAAUGAAGUUGCAGUCUCCCGAAUUCCAGUCACUUUUCACAGAAGGAUUGAAGAAUCUGACAGAAUUAUUUGUCAAAGAGAAUCACGAAUUAAGAAUAGCAGGAGGAGCAGUGAGGGAUUUGUUAAAUGGAGUAAAGCCUCAGGAUGUAGAUUUUGCCACUACUGCUACCCCUACUCAAAUGAAGGAGAUGUUUCAGUCGGCUGGGAUUCGGAUGAUAAACAACAAAGGAGAAAAGCACGGAACAAUUACUGCCAGGCUUCAUGAAGAAAAUUUUGAGAUUACUACACUACGGAUUGAUGUCACCACUGAUGGAAGACAUGCUGAGGUAGAAUUUACAACUGACUGGCAGAAAGAUGCGGAACGCAGAGAUCUCACUAUAAAUUCUAUGUUUUUAGGUUUCGAUGGCACUUUAUUUGACUACUUUGAUGGUUAUGAAGAUUUAAAAAAUAAGAAAGUUAGAUUUGUUGGACAUGCUAAACAGAGAAUACAAGAGGAUUAUCUUAGAAUUUUAAGAUACUUCAGAUUUUAUGGGAGAAUUGUAGACAAACCUGGUGACCACGAUGCUGAGACUUUGGAAGCAAUUGCAGAAAAUGCAAAAGGCUUGGCUGGAAUAUCAGGAGAGAGAAUUUGGGUGGAACUGAAAAAAAUUCUUGUUGGUAACCAUGUAAAUCAUUUGAUUCACCUUAUCUAUGAUCUUGAUGUGGCUCCUUAUAUAGGUUUACCUGCUAAUGCAAGUCUAGAAGAAUUUGACAAAGUCAGUAAAAAUGUUGAAGGUUUUUCACCAAAGCCAAUGACACUUUUGGCCUCAUUAUUCAAAGUACAAGAUGAUGUCACAAAAUUGGAUUUGAGGUUGAAGAUCGCAAAAGAAGAGAAAAACCUUGGCUUAUUUAUAGUUAAAAAUAGGAAAGAUUUAAUUAAAGCAACAGAUAGUUCAGACCCAUUGAAACCCUAUCAAGACUUCAUUAUAGAUUCUAGGGAACCUGAUGCAACUACUCGUGUAUGUGAACUACUGAAGUACCAAGGAGAGCACUGUCUCCUAAAGGAAAUGCAGCAGUGGUCCAUUCCUCCAUUUCCUGUAAGUGGCCAUGACAUCAGAAAAGUGGGCAUUUCUUCAGGAAAAGAAAUUGGGGCUCUAUUACAACAGUUGCGAGAACAGUGGAAAAAAAGUGGUUACCAAAUGGAAAAAGAUGAACUUCUGAGUUACAUAAAAAGACCUAAAACUGAUGGCUACUAAAAAGCAGAGCAUUUCUGGUAAGAUUAAUUUUCUCCCCUCUCUCUUAAUGAGGUUUUAGAAACUACAUCAUAAUAAAAGACAGUUUAGGGGACCUCUGUAGAACAACAAGGGUCUUAUUUUGUGAAAUAUAUUUCAAGAACUAAACUGAGAUCCACCUUUCUUGAUCCGAUUUAUAUCACUGAAAUGUACAGUUCUUUUGGAAUAGUUUCCAUAGUUGGCUAUCAUCUUAACCUGUUCAGGCUUUUUUAAAAAAUUGUUUUUGCAUAGGGUAGUACUAAGAUCUUAAAAAGUAGUAACUGUCUUGAAGAAAAAAUGUUUAUUGUUUGCAAUUGAAAUAACUGGGUUACCUUGAACAAUGACUAUCUAUGAUGUGUCAGUUCUUAUCUGAAUUCCAAAAGAAACUUGGGCUUAAAAAGGAAAUAACUGACAAGUCUGCAUAAAAUAUGAAUAUUAAAUGUGUCCCCAGUUGCUGGCAUUCAUAUGUACAGGAUUUGUUCUAGCAAGUUAUGCUUUAGUAUGUGGUUGAUAUUUUCCUGUCACAAUGAUUUCUUUAUGCUGCAGGGCCUGGGACAGUCAUGGGAUUAACUUGAGGGUUACUCUUGAGCCUAUUAUUUUAAUAAAACAUUGGUAUUGGAAGAUAAAUGUGUUUAUGUGGUAUCUGACAAUGUAUAUCAGGUGUCAUAUACAGUGGUAAUAUGCCUCUCUUUAAAGUAAAUGUUAUUUUAUUAAUUAAAAGGAUAUGGUUUACAUUCUUACAUAUUUGUUCUCUAAAGAUUUGAGUCCUAAAUGCUUUCAUUAGGUAAAUAAAAUGUCUAACACAAACUGUUUAUUUCAGCUGCUAUACUGACAUAUCAUUAUUUCCUUUCUGUGUAGCCAGUCAUAACAUCUUUGUGCUCUAUGAGCAAAUAGUAAUUUUGGACCUUGAUAAAACAAUUUUGUAGAGUAUAAUAUUUCUAAGAGGAAGUGUCACAGGGGCUAUGAUGCAAGAAAGCCUCAGAAAUGACUGCAUACAGG
Cercocebus atys (sooty mangabey) is the source of this 3405-nucleotide messenger RNA. RefSeq names its product tRNA nucleotidyl transferase, CCA-adding, 1 (gene TRNT1). The transcript is spliced from 8 exons. Gene Ontology annotation, molecular function: nucleotidyltransferase activity; RNA binding. Gene Ontology annotation, biological process: RNA processing. NCBI's taxonomy places the organism in Eukaryota, Metazoa, Chordata, Mammalia, Primates, Cercopithecidae. The record is from RefSeq and is a predicted model, not a curated record. The coding region runs from base 1072 to 2391 and encodes 439 amino acids.